UAAAGUAGUAUGGUAAUUGAUAUCAUUUGAAAUCAUAUGAAAAAUAUUUUGAAAUAAAUCGAAUGAACUGAGAAUAAUUUUGACAAAACAAUUGCUGAAUUUUAGAGUAACUGAAAUAAACUAUUUGAUGGACUGUCAAUAUCUUUUAGUACAAUUUAAAUUAACUGUUGGUGGAUUUAUGUAAAUAAUUUUAUUUGAACUUUUAAAUAUUGAAUGGCUUGUACUUAGCAGGUCUAAUUUGCAAGAUAGCAAUAUGAUACGAUUAUCUACUCCAGGCGUUACUACAUUAGCCAAACAGCUCAACAAACUAACAUUUUCUGUUGGUGUUCAGCAAGUUAGGACUAUUAAAAAUCCCCAAAAUUUACCUUUACAACCUGUACCAAAAUUGUCAGACACAGUAGAAAAAUAUCUUAAAAGUGUUGCACCACUUUUAAGUCCCAGAGAACUAUGCCAAACUGAAUUGGUUUUACAAGAUUUUUGCUGUCCAAAUGGAUUGGGAGAACAACUUCAAACGCUUCUUGAAGAAAAGCAAAAAUGUUCUGAAAAUUGGCUUUUGGACUGGUGGCUUGAAAUAGCUUAUUUAGGAUAUAGAGCUCCUGUUGUUGUACAUUCCAGUCCAGGACAAGUUUUUCCACUUCAGACAUUUUGCAGUGAAACUGCUUGGCUCAAUUAUGCUGCCCAAAUUAUUGCAGGAGCAGCAAGUUACAAAACAAUUAUUGAUAAGAAACAGUUACCUGAAGAAAAAAUGGGUAAUGAUCCUUUGGAUAUGAACCAAUACAAUCUAAUCUUUGGAACUUGUCGGGUACCACUCCCGAAUAAAGAUAGCUUACAAUACAAUUCCGAUUCAAAGCAUAUUGUUGUGUGCCAUAAUAAUCAAUUUUAUCAAGUACAGCUUUUUGAUACAAAAGAAUGUAAUAUGCCAAGUGUAAAACAGCUGGUUACUGUUUUAAAGCAGAUUGUGGACAAAUCAAGGUGUAUGGAUGACCCAGUUGGUAUAUUAUCAGGGGCAGAUAGAGACUCUUGGGCAAAAGCAUAUCAGAAUUUAGUAUCAGUUGAGUACAACAGAUGUUCUAUUGCUCAGAUUCAAAAAUCCCUAUUUGUGGUUUGCUUGGAUCAGUGUGUUUGUCCUGAUGGGCAGGAGAGUAGAAAAACUCUUGCAGGGAAACAACUAAUUCAUGGAGGUGGACCUAAUUAUAAUGCUGGUAAUCGUUGGUUUGAUAAAACAAUUCAGUUUGUAAUAUCAAAAGAUGGUAUAUGUGGCUUAACAUAUGAACAUUCUCCAAGUGAGGGGCAACCUGUAGCUAAUAUGGUUGAUUAUAUCAAUAUAUUUAUAGAGAAAGAGGAAGCAAAAAAGAUACCAGACAAUUUAAAUCUAGGCUGUGAAGUGGUUAAACUUCCCUUUACCUUAAAUGAUACAGAUCGACUGAAUAUAGCAAACGCACAAUGUCAGUUAUUUGGAUUGGCAACUGGAUUGGAUUUAUGUGUUCUCACUUUUACUGCUUAUGGUAAAAAUUUUAUAAAGAAACAAAAAUUAAGCCCAGAUAGUUAUCUUCAAAUGGCUUUUCAGUAUACAUACUUCAGAAUGUAUGGCAGAAUUCCUCCCCAAUAUGAAUCAGCAGCAUUAAGAAAAUUCCUUCAUGGUAGAACGGAAACUAUUCGUUCUUGUUCUUCUGAAUCUUUGAAUUUUGCAUGCACGAUGUGCAGUAACGCCCCCGACCCGGUGAAAGCUAAAGCAUUAAGAAGUGCAAUAGAUGGACACAAGAAGUACACUGUUGACGCUUUAAAUGGAUUUGGUGUGGAUCGUCAUCUUCUUGGUUUACGGAUGAUAGCCAAGCAAAAUUGUUACCCAUCACCUUAUAUAUUUGAAGAUGUAUCAUUCAAACGGAGCACUGAUUUUCUAAUAACUUCUAGCCAGGUGGCAACUAAAUGUGACGGGUUUAUGUGCUAUGGACCAACAUCCUUUUAUGGUUAUGGAUGUUGUUAUAAUCCUAGAGAUGAUGAUAUGAACAUUGCAGUUUCAUGUUUUCAAGCACCUCAAAGCACCAACGCGGAACAGUUUGCUUAUACAUUAGAUUGUUGCUUAAGAGAUAUGAAACAGGUUCUAGAUAAUUCUGGACAAUCAAAACUUUAAAAUUGUCACUAGUAUAUAUUAAUUUGAAGUUGUCACAUAAUUUUUAACUAGUUUCAUCAAAUGUCUUCCACCGAGUUGUUAUAUAUACACUUAUGUCUAUACA
Agrilus planipennis (emerald ash borer) is the source of this 2234-nucleotide messenger RNA. Its product is annotated as carnitine O-acetyltransferase. Bases 254 to 2131 code for a protein of 625 amino acids. The transcript is spliced from 11 exons. Lineage: Eukaryota; Metazoa; Arthropoda; Insecta; Coleoptera; Buprestidae. Gene Ontology annotation, biological process: carnitine metabolic process, CoA-linked. Gene Ontology annotation, cellular component: peroxisome. The record is from RefSeq and is a predicted model, not a curated record. Gene Ontology annotation, molecular function: carnitine O-acetyltransferase activity.